Cavia porcellus (domestic guinea pig) is the source of this 1396-nucleotide messenger RNA. It is a transcript of the gene Lypd5, whose product is annotated as LY6/PLAUR domain containing 5. The record is from RefSeq and is a predicted model, not a curated record. Gene Ontology annotation, cellular component: plasma membrane. The coding region runs from base 111 to 878 and encodes 255 amino acids. NCBI's taxonomy places the organism in Eukaryota, Metazoa, Chordata, Mammalia, Rodentia, Caviidae. The transcript is spliced from 6 exons.
GCCAGCAGAGGACUCGCCUCCAUCUCACUGGAGGGAACAUUUUCUACACUUCAGAAUUUCCCACAUGAGCUCGGGGUGUAGCUCAGUGGUUGGGCACAUGCUUACCGCGGAUGAGAUCCUGGGUUCCAUCUACAACACUGCAAAAAGAUGAUAUUGACCAUCCUUCACCUCUCUGGUCCCGAGCCCUGCAGUGCUACAGCAUAGAGCACGUCUACUCCGGACCUUUUGACAUCAGUAACAUGCAGCUCCCCAAGAUCUCCUGCCCACACGCAUGCUCAGAGGUCAUCAUGUCCCUGGACACUGGGUACCGCAGGCCGCUGACCGUGCUGCAGAAGGGCUGCUGGGAGGGCCAGAAGAUCGGCAGGGUAGAGUCUCCUUGGAUGGCGCUGCCGCCUGACUACACAGAGGUGCAUGGCUGCAAGGAGGACCUGUGUAACACCAAGUUGCAGACCCACGACAGCAUCCCGGACCUGAGCAGAGCCCCGAAUCCACAGACGCUCAGCGGCACGGAAUGCUACAUGUGUUUGGGGAUGCACCCUGAAGACUGCUCCUUGGAAAAAUCCCUUCUGGUGCGGUGUCAUGGGGACCAGAGCGUCUGUUACCAGGGCAGUGGCCGAAUGAACACCGGCAACUUCUCAGUCCCCGUGUACAUCCGAACCUGCCACCGGCCCUCCUGCAUCGUCGAGGGCUCCACCAGUCCCUGGACAGCCAUUGAACUCCAGGGUGAAUGCUGCAAAGGCAACCUGUGCAAUGGGGGCUCCCUGAACGUCACAGCUGCGGCCGCCACCCCACUCCAGGCACCCCACACCCUGGCCCUGCUCCUCACAACUGCCCUGCUGGCCAGCGCUCUUGGAGGACCCCUGGGGUUCUCCAGGUAGAGGACACUGGAGCGGGUGCCUGCCCCUCCUGCUCACUGUGUCAGCCUGUGUCAUGGGUCAGCGGAGAAUGCUGUGCAAACAAGAGGGCAUGCCUGUCCCUCGGCCCAAGGUCCUUCACGUCCCUCUCUCCUGCCUCCCCACCCCUACCCCACCUGCAGCUGGUCAGCAGGUCUGGAAGAGACUGGGCACCGUCCCUGUGUCCCAGGGGGUGGAGAGUCACUCAUGUCCUGCCCACCUGAGGAGCAGUCCUGAUAUGGCUAUGACAUGGUCUCCUGGGCUCUCCCUGUCACGGCUACAGGACGAGUGACACAGUGUCUCUGCUAGCAUCUUCCUGAGUGGCACAGAAUGCUGUUUCCUGUGAGAGGCUGGACUCGAACUGGGCUGCCUGGGGAGUGGGAUCCCAGCUCUGUCCUUCUGCCCUUUUUGCCGGAGUGACCAGCAGAAGAGUGUUUAAACUCUCUGUGCCUCCUCUCCUCACCUGUCUGGUGGAGGUGAAAGUAAAGUCUGUCAUGAUGACA